GUAUUAUUUUCACAACCAAGACUUCAGUUUCAUACACAGAAAACAUAUUAUCUCGGUAAUGGAAUGUGAAGCAUCUUUAAGUAACGUAACGGAAAAUAACGGACAAGCUAUGGACUGUCCAUCAACGCCGACGAUCGUUUCUUCUGACUCUAAUACAGGCGAUCCAAUGCUGAUCAUACCUAACGUCAGUCCGGAAAAGAAGCACCAGAUAUCGGAACUCAGCCUUGCAAAUGACCAAGAAAUAUCAGGAAUCGCUCCUGAAAACGAACCACCACUCAAAUCCAGAGAUUGUACACCAGUGCAUCACGGUGUUGGUGCAGGAGAUACAUCAGUGACCGAUGAUGAGAUCGAGGUGAUUUGCCGAUACUCUUCACCAAAGAUCGACAUAAUCCACGCGGAACAGGCGCCUGGGACAGAGGGCGACUGUUUAAGUCUCCAAAAAUGUCAAGGAUCGGAAGGAAAUUCUGCAGAAAUUGGGAAGAUGCCAGUCCUACAAAAUCAACAGAAGCACGAGGAGUCAAUUGGACAAGAACAACAUAUUGUUUGUAAUCCAGCGAUGUAUCCUCAUCUAUUUUACACAUCUAUGAUGAUGCCCCGACAAGAGUCACAGGAUUCAAUAGAUGUUGGGAGACAAACACACAUUUCCGAUAUGAAUGGUCAGUUUUUACCAAUAGAUUAUGGACAGAGUUCAACCUUUCCUCACAAUCAAUAUCUAUCCGUACAAUACAACAUGCCAUUAUCAGGAAUGUCACCCCCUGUGUGUUAUGGUGAUUCAAGAAGUUAUAUUCAACCCCCUGCCCCGGGACAAAAAACCGAAACAGUCCAGGGAGAAGGACAACCCAAUAUGUAUGGACUUUUGCAUGUACCGCAGCAGCAUUCGAAUGGAACGUCGGAAGAUUCAGUGAGUCAUGAAACGGAAGCAGAACAACAUAAAUCACCACCACCUCACCCGGCAUUCGACCAGCCUCUGCCAUUUUGUCACCAGAUCGAUGACUACCAAGGCAAUAUGUACCCAAGAUUUUCUGAGGAACCAUUUACUUCACAACCGGAAAUGCAAACUUUUGUGUAUCCAUCAAUUUACGUGUCAAAUUCGGGGUUGAUAACUGUCAUGUUGAAACAUGACGUAUCUGUUGAAAUGACAGUUGACCGGACGAUACGUGUAGUUAGUCAUAACCAGAAAAUGGCCGUGGCUACUAACAGUCGAGGCACCGCAAGCAUCAUGCAUCAUCCGUGUGCAAAAGCUUACCAAGAACAUACGACUACAGAUUUACAUGUAAACAACGUCAAUGCGAAAAUGACAACUAAUUACAUUUUAUUUGGAUCUGAUUCAAAUUGUUACAAAUUUGAUUUCAAGAACAUUGAAGUUGCUUCUCCUCGUUUCACAAAUCUUGCAAAUGACAAGACAGUUGAACUCUUGUUUGCUUCGGAAGCUUUCGGAAGCAAUUUGGUCGCACAAUGCCUGCAUAUUGCUGGCAUAGCAGAGUACGAAAAUCUACCAAAGGGAGGUCUUAUCAUCAGAAUCAACGGAGCUAAGAUUACACAAAAUGGACGUGGUGAGGUAUCUGUUGUUACGGGACCAAAAUUUUUAAAAGUUUCUCCAGGAAUGGGUACAAUGCGAAUCAACACCCAUUUCGCCGAGAUAGUUGUAGACAAAGAUGGAAUUUUGAACGUGCGGAGAGGAAACCAUGAGGUAAACUCAUCCAAUGGAAGUUUAGUACUUUCGAAUGGUAAAAUUGAAGCUGGUUUUGAUAGAGAUGGAAAACUUAAGGCGUGGUCACUACCAAGAAGAACUCCUCUUGAAAUUACUCGGGACCAUCGCAAACCCCGACCGGGAAACCCAAGAAGGAAAGCGACCGCUCUUGGCGGUCAAUACUGACAAUACUGCCCGUCCACAGUAAUAGUGAAAUAAACUAUCCCAAAGACUUUAAAACCGUAAAAUAAAAUCAGUAGAAUAUAAAAAAGACAAUGUUUUAAUGAAGACCACAACCAGAGAUUUUAUUUAAGAAUUGACAAUACAUUUAUUCAUUUCAGAUUACAAAAUGGCAUUGUCACAUAUUUUGUUAUUUUGAUAAUUUUUUUUUCUUUAAAGACGAUAAUACACACAUAACUUUCGAUAA
This is a messenger RNA of Lottia gigantea (owl limpet), 2117 nucleotides long. RefSeq lists its product as hypothetical. Bases 59 to 1876 code for a protein of 605 amino acids. The record is from RefSeq and is a predicted model, not a curated record. The transcript is spliced from 2 exons. Lineage: Eukaryota; Metazoa; Mollusca; Gastropoda; Lottiidae.